This is a messenger RNA of Juglans regia (Persian walnut), 2684 nucleotides long. Its product is annotated as reticulon-like protein B21. The transcript has 9 exons. Lineage: Eukaryota; Viridiplantae; Streptophyta; Magnoliopsida; Fagales; Juglandaceae. The record is from RefSeq and is a predicted model, not a curated record. Bases 278 to 2311 code for a protein of 677 amino acids.
AAUAAGAAGAGGAAGAAGAAUGAGCAAUUAUUAAAAGCACGAACUACACUGAAAUUCGGCCAUAGAAGUUCAUGACGUCAAAUUUCAAUGCAGUGCUAAUGUCUUCGAGUUCUCUACCUCCACUGAAAUUAGAUUCCUGAUUGAAGUAAUACCGUUAUGCGUAUUUGCACAUUUCUACGAGAUUUCCACCAACAGGUCCGUCCCACCACGGUAAUCAUUACCACAGAGAGAGAAGAGAGAGAGAGAGAGAGAGAGCGUAAAAAGGAAGUGAUUAGAUAUGGAUGUGGAUAGAAGGAGAAGCGUGGUAGCAGGGUCUGUGUGGGAGAGCAGGAUGAAGAUUGACGAAGUGAGAGGUGGGAUGAAGGUCUUUAAAGGAGAAGAAGAAAGCUCAGAGGAAAGUGGGCCCUCUGCAACUAAUGUCGGUGGUGGUAGUGGCGGUGGCAGUACUUCAAGGUUAACGAGUGCCACAGUGGCCAGUAGUGGGAAGAGGAAGACAUGGAAAUCCGAAAGCUUUGAUGGGUUUGAAAAAGUUCCAUUUCAGAUAUCCAAACGAAAACCUGAGCCGCUGAAGAAUUCUGAGGAACAUUGCAAGGAGCUGACUGUUUCAGCUGAGGGAAUCAAGAAGAGCCCUGUUCAGGCCAGGAAACUGAGAUCUGAGGCAAGCAAGGAGGUUGGUGUUUCAGUUGAGAAAUUUGAGCGGAGCCCAAUUCAGAUGAGGAAGCCAAGAUCUGAACCACUCAAGGAACCCAAUUCUGCGCAAUUGAGGAAGGUGAAGUCGGACUCGGUUAAGGGUGCCGAAGGAAGUGGCAAUGGAACUGAACAGGUUAGUUCAACUCAGCUGAGGAAGGCCAAAUCAGAGUUAAGUCGAACUGUAGAUGAACCAGGGGAGGGAAUUGCUGAUGGGUCUGUUAAUGGAGGAACCGAGAAAAGUCCAGUUAAUGAAACUGGGACAGCUGGAUCUGAUGAAACUUGCAAGGAAUUCGGUGUAUGCCAAGAAAAGGUCAUAACUGGUCGAAGUGUGGUGAAUUAUGCUCCAGAGGUGGUGGCGAGCGAUGACGAGGGUGAUCUCGAUGUUGUUGAUGUAGAAGACGAAGAAGAGAUGGAUGAAGAAACUGAUAGUGAUGUUAAGAAAAUCAAUGUUCCAGAACCCAAGAAGGUUGUCGAUGAAGAGAAAAAGAUCGUCAAUGAAGAGAAGAAGAUUGUCAAUGACGAGAAGAAGAUUGUCAACGAACAGAAGAAGAUUGUCAAUGACGAGAAAAAGCCUGUCAAUGAAGAGAAGAAGAUUGCCACUGAAGAGAAAAAGCUUGUCAAUGAAGAGAGAAAGAUUGCCAAUGAACAGAAGAAGAUUGUCACUGAAGAGAAAAAGCUUGUCAACGAACAGAAGAAGAUUGUCAAUGAAGAGAAAAAGCCUGUCAAUGAAGAGAAGAAGAUUGCCAAUGAAGAGAAAAGGCUGCAUCAAGUUAGUAGAAAACCAGUGGUCAGUGUGAAACAGCCUCCACCGGUGGAAAGGCGUCGUACCUUGUACCAGGAUCUAUCAAAACCAACUCCAAGGAGCCAGAAUUUCUCAAAACCCACUACAAGUUCGUAUGAGUUUCAAACUUUUCCAGAAAGCCACAGCAAAUUGCAAAGUUUUGUGGACUUGAUAAUGUGGAAGGAAGUCCCAAGGUCGGCACUUGUCCUGCUAAUUGGAUCAUUUUUCAUACUCUCAUCUUCUUAUACAAAGGAUGUCAAUCUCAGUUUUAUUUCUGUGACUUCCUACAUGGGGCUUGUGUAUCUUUCAGCCAUAUUCAUAUAUAGGUCCCUCAUAUGCAGGGGUGUUGUAUAUACCGAUGAUUCAAGCUGUGUGCUGGGGGAACAAGAAGCAAUGUGGUUACUGAGAUUGGUUCUUCCGUACGUGAAUGAGUUGCUGUUAAAACUCAGAGCUCUUUUUUCAGGACAUCCUGAAACUACAAUGAAGCUGGCAGUACUGCUCUUUGUUUUGGCCAGGUGUGGCAGCUGCUUAACAAUUUGGACUGUGAUUAAAUUGGGUUUCUUGGGAGUUUUCACUGUACCAAAGCUCUGUUCAUUGUAUUCUUCACAGCUAACUGCAAUAGCUAAAUUUUGGGUUCGACGCUUCCACGACAUAUGGGACUCAUGCUCUCACAAGAAAGCCGUGGCUUCAGCCAUUGUUUUUCUGGUUUUGAACCUAUCCUCAACUGUUGCACGCAUUUGGGAAGUGUUCAUGCUGUACGUGGCUUUCCGAUGUUAUCAGCAGUCUGGAAUGAGAUAUGAUUGGGUGGAAGAUGAGGCAGGAGGUGAGGAAACUUCAUGACAAGGAUCUAGAGGAUCAAGCCAAUUCAGAUAUGGCGUAGUACAUAUAUAUAAAGGCACAUUCAUGGCCAAAUCGUUAACUGUUUCAAGGGGAAAAAGAAAAGAGACGGAAAAAAAAAAAAAAAAACACAUCAAUUUUUCUUGCUACUUACAUUUAAGAAUAACAAAAAAGGAACCCUUGUUGCAUUUAGUGUGAAGAUUACAGUGUAAAAAUUAGUUGAGAGAGAUGAUGAAGUACUGGCUUUCAAAAUCAUAUGUUGUUGGUAAGAGAUCAUAAAUGCUUUGAGGUUUUUUUUGUGUAUUAUGUAAGAUUAUGGUGUAACAUGCACCACCUUAAUCCAUUAAAUCUAUCAUGAGCUUGUGUUAAUAAUUCA